GAAAAAGCUGAGUGCGGAAAAAUGUCUCUGUAUCGUGUGUUGGGAGUUUUCCUGUGCUGUAUAACCCUCAUCUUGAGCACAGACAAGGACUGUAUUGUUGGAAUUAUUGGACAAUCCACUUUGCUUCCCUGCGUGUAUAAAAAUGGAAAUCAAGAUAUGCUGCUAAGUGACAUUGGCAUCGAGUGGAGAGCAGACAGUGUUGUAGUAUACAGCUUUGUCUAUGGAAAAGAAAUUCGGGAAGUACAGGGCAAAGACUACGCCAACAGAACUCACCUCUUCACUGAAGUACUAAAGAAGGGCAAUUUCUCACUGAGGCUAGAGGACAUUAAAGUGAAAGACAUCCAGUACUAUAAGUGUAUUUUUAAUCGUAAGGGAUUUGGAUCCAGUGAACCUUUAGAUCAGGUUUGCCUCACUGUCGCAGCUCAUUACACAGAUCCAGUGGUACAGAGAGAUGCAGAAGGAGGUGAAGCCCAGUUCAACUGCUCCUCUGGACAGGGUUUCCCUGAGCCCACAGUCCACUGGCUCAUUAACGGGGAGCGCCCCCCUGUGGACACAGUGAGAUCAACUGUCACACAGGAGCCUGACACUAAACUGUUCUCUGUCAGAAGCCUCCUCACUGCCAACGUCACUCAGGAGAUCAUUGUGUCCUGUACCAUAGAAAACCACAGGCUCAAAGAGAACAAGACUUCUGCAGUCAUUUACUACAGCAUUCAGAAAGAUACAAACACUGGCACCAACACUGCACAGGUGGUCGGAGGAAUAGUUGGAGGUUUUCUGAUAGCUGUUCUGAUAGGUGUAGCUAUGUGGAAGAGGAGGGAGUUAUUCAAACGAUGUGGUAUAGCCCAGUGAAGGAAUUCAACAAGUGAUGUCUUCAUUGUUUUUAUACACCACUUGUCAUCCCAUGGCGCUAAGGAGAAACUGGAUUCGGGAACAAAUAAAGAGGAUGAAGAGAAGAAUAAUGGGCUAAAUAUGCUGACCAACGGACACUUGAACACAUUCUUUCCCAAUACCAUAUUUGUGCUUAACCAGCAUCCUCCCCCUACAACUCCACAUUUCAGCCGAAAAAUGUUGAAUUAGUAUUAUUGCCAACUUGGUUCAUACUUCUUGUACAUUUUUCACUUACGAACUGGUGCGUUUUCCCAUCUUGUUUACAUAGUUGCACCUUACUCCUCAGACAGUCCUUUUGCAUGUGGUCUGAACAUGCCGUGUGUCUUGCAUGCUCUAUAAUGUCUAUUGUUUGUAUAUUUACACUGUACUGUAAAAUGUGAAUGUAUGCAUUUUAUGCUGUAAUGUCUACAUGUACUGUAUUGUGACUGUGUUUUGUGUCUCCCCAUCUUAUGUAUAUUGUCCAAUGUAAUGUAAAGUGUUGAGCAUGUUCCAAAUGUGCCAAGGCAAAUUCCUGUACCUGGCGUACAGGCAAAUAAAAGUGAUUCUGCUUCCGAAAGAUA
This is a messenger RNA of Lepisosteus oculatus (spotted gar), 1448 nucleotides long. RefSeq names its product CD276 antigen-like. Gene Ontology annotation, cellular component: external side of plasma membrane. NCBI's taxonomy places the organism in Eukaryota, Metazoa, Chordata, Actinopteri, Semionotiformes, Lepisosteidae. Gene Ontology annotation, biological process: T cell receptor signaling pathway; regulation of cytokine production. Gene Ontology annotation, molecular function: signaling receptor binding. The record is from RefSeq and is a predicted model, not a curated record.